AACUAGGCCUGUGUAUGGCCUUCAAUUGAAGCUGCUUCUGCUCCGCCACUCUGCCAUUGGACUCUUGAUAGUCGUCUCCCCACGCUGCUGCUGGGGGGACUUUUUAACAUAGGCCUCUGCCCCUGUACCGACUCCUCAUGCUGCUGCCAGGCCCGUAAUCUGUCAUGGGCCCCUGUACCGCCUCCUCAUGCUGCUGCCAGGUCCAGAGUGUCUCAUGGGUCCCUGUACGGCCUCCCAUUGCUGCUGUCUCCAUCGCCACACUCUGCCAUGUGCCACUUUCAGGUCUCCUCACACUGCUGGUGGGUUCCAUUUUGUCAUAGGGUGCUGUAUGGCCUCCCAUUGCUGCUGCCUCCACCGCCACACUGUGGCUCCACACUCUGGUUUUGGCCCCGUGACUGCCCAAAUGAGUGAAGUGUGCGGUGAUUCUAAGAUCGACGGCACUCAUCUGCAUGUCAUACUG
Staurois parvus is the source of this 460-nucleotide messenger RNA. The record is from the annotation of a GenBank genome assembly. Lineage: Eukaryota; Metazoa; Chordata; Amphibia; Anura; Ranidae.